CUCCAUCAUACCUGUCCCCUUCCUAUACCUGGGUCUGUUGGGUAGAUGCAGUCAUUUUUAGAGAGGCAUAGUAUUCUCAGACCUGUCGCCACAAAUUGCUCCCCACUCAUUCUUUUCCUAUACUUUGUGUCUUUGAAACCUCUUCAUCUUCUAUGUUUAAUAUCUAGACUAUACUUUCUUCAUGGAAUUCUAAAUAUGUAAAUUUACAGGGCUAGGAGGGUCCAUAUCUAGUUUAAGACCCUCAUUGUAGAAAUAGAAAAAGGCCUAGAGAAGAGAAGGGAGUGGGCCAAAUCCACAAAAUCCACAUAGCUGAUUACUGCUAGAGCAAGUGGGACAAGAACCUUGGUCACUUGACUCAGGACGGUGACUUUUCACUGUUCUCUCUUUCCACCAGGAACGGUAAUGACCUUUGACUUUAAACAAAUCCAGACCUCAGUUUUACCCUGAAUUUUUGGGAGAACGUUUAGGGUUUUUUUUUUUUUCUUUUUAGUAUUUUCAAUUCUUCUGUGUCUUAGUUUUUAGGGUGUUGAUCUGUGUUAAUCCAGGCUAUCUUCUAGCUAUAUCUGGUUUCCUCAAGUGGAAAAUGUUAAAUAUAGUUAAUAUAAAAUUUCACUCUAGAAUCUGUUAGAAAUGACAGAGGCAAAGUUAAUGUAUAUAAAAAAAAAAAACAAAAAAAUUCACCAGUGCCUGGUGGUCAGUAGACUUUCAAUAAUUGUGAAGUCCCUUCUACCCCCUCGAAAGGACUGUGUUUCUCCCCUAAGCAGCACAGUGUAUGUGGUGGUUUCACGGUUAAAAGUUUAGACAGGCCCAGUAAAUCUCUCUUCUAUUUUACUUCCUAAGUGUGUGACCUUGGACAAGCUACCUGCCCUCUCACAGCUGAAUUUUCUUCAGUUGUAAAAUAGAGAGAAUUAGAGUAUUCAUCUCACAGGAUAAUUGUGAGACUUAAAUAAGAGAAUGCAUGUAAAAUGGUUAACAUAGGACUUAGAAUGUACAAAAAAAACUCUUUGUUUUACUGCCAGUUUUAUUUUUACUUAUGACCAAGCAGCCAUGACCUCAGAAUAAUAGUCAGGGCUGACAAUUGUGCUUCAAAGCAAGAAGGGAAACAACUGGUGACAUGGAGACUCUUUCCAUUUCUACCUCAUUUCUUAAACGGAGCUGUUAAAAUCUACCCAUGAGCUUUGGCUGGCCACACUGAAAGUGUCCUCCUCUCAGCAAAGACCAAUUAACAAGUUCUGAAAACAGAAGUACAACCCACCGCCUUGUAAUUCCUCCUGAGAUCCUAACCAGGAUUUGUAAAACACCCGGAUAUGGGUAAAGAACCAUCCCGGGUUUUGUAUCAAACCAGGCCCCAGAGGAACAGGACAUUCCAGUAGUUUUGUUUCUGGAAAAGAGGGCACCCAGCCCUUCCCCCUCCCUCAUCCUCCCAUCCCAGUAACCCCUGCCAAAUUGAAAUCCUGGACUUAAUUUAGGAGAAAGGCCCUGUAACCAAGAUACUGACUGAACAUGGCUGGCGGACUCAGGCUGGAGUCUGCAGUGCAGCAUUAAUGGGCCGCUGACAUGAAUAUGGAGUAGUUUUCUCUAGCAAAGAGUGGCUUCCAGCUUCUUAAAGUCUGACAAGAACCGGAUAGGGGGAAUCUACAAGAAGACCAUCUAUAAGGAAUACAAGGAUGACUCAUACACAGAUGAAGUGGCCCAGCCUGCCUGGUUGGGCUUCCUGGGGCCAGUGUUGCAGGCUGAAGUGGGGGAUGUCAUUCUUAUCCACCUGAAGAAUUUUGCCACUCGUCCCUAUACCAUCCACCCUCAUGGUGUCUUCUACGAGAAGGACUCCGAAGGUUCCCUAUAUCCAGAUGGCUCCUCUGGGCCACUGAAAGCCGAUGACUCUGUUCCCCCGGGGGGCAGCCAUAUCUACAACUGGACCAUUCCAGAAAGCCAUGCACCCACUGAUGCUGACCCAGCGUGCCUCACCUGGAUCUACCAUUCUCAUGUAGAUGCUCCACGAGACAUUGCAACUGGCCUAAUUGGGCCUCUCAUCACCUGUAAAAGAGGAGCCCUGGAUGGGAACUCCCCUCCUCAACGGCGGGAUGUAGACCAUGAUUUCUUCCUGCUCUUCAGUGUGGUAGACGAGAACCUCAGUUGGCAUCUCGAUGAGAACAUUGCCACUUACUGCUCAGAUCCUGCUUCAGUGGACAAAGAAGAUGAAACAUUUCAGGAGAGCAAUAAGAUGCAUGCAAUCAAUGGCUUUGUUUUUGGGAAUUUACCAGAGCUGAACAUGUGUGCACAGAGACGUGUGGCCUGGCACUUGUUUGGCAUGGGCAAUGAAGUUGAUGUCCACACAGCAUUUUUCCAUGGACAGAUGCUGACUACCCGUGGACACCACACUGAUGUGGCUCAGAUCUUUCCAGCCACCUUUGUGACUGCCGAGAUGGUGCCCUGGGAACCUGGUACCUGGUUAGUUAGCUGUCAAGUGAACAGUCACUUUCGAGAUGGCAUGCAGGCAUUCUACAAGGUCAAGUCUUGCUCCAUGGCCCAUCCUGUGGACCUGCUCACAGGCAAAGUUCGACAGUACUUCAUUGAAGCCCAUGAGAUUCAAUGGAACUAUGGCCCGAUGGGGCAUGAUGGGAGUACUGGGAAGAAUUUGAGAGAGCCAGGCAGUAUCUCAGAUAAGUUUUUCCAGAAGAGCUCCAGCCGAAUUGGGGGCACUUACUGGAAAGUGCGAUAUGAAGCCUUUCAAGAUGAGACAUUCCAAGAGAAGAUGCAGUUGGAGGAAGAUAGGCAUCUUGGAAUCCUGGGGCCAGUGAUCCGGGCUGAGGUGGGUGACACCAUUCAGGUGGUCUUCUACAAUCGUGCCUCCCAGCCAUUCAGCAUGCAGCCCCAUGGGGUCUUUUAUGAGAAAGACUAUGAAGGCACUGUGUACAAUGAUGGCUCAUCUCACCCUGGCUUGGUUGCCAAGCCCUUUGAGAAAGUAACGUACCGCUGGACAGUCCCCCCGCAUGCCGGUCCCGCUGCUCAGGAUCCUGCUUGUCUCACCUGGAUGUACUUCUCUGCCGCAGAUCCCAUAAAAGACACAAAUUCUGGCCUGGUGGGCCCGCUGCUUGUGUGCAGGGCUGGUGCCUUGGGUGCAGAUGGCAAGCAGAAAGGGGUGGAUAAAGAAUUCUUUCUUCUCUUCACUGUGUUGGAUGAGAACAAGAGCUGGUACAGCAAUGCCAAUCAAGCAGCUGCUAUGUUGGAUUUCCGACUGCUUUCAGAGGAUAUUGAGGGCUUCCAAGACUCCAAUCGGAUGCAUGCCAUUAAUGGGUUUCUGUUCUCCAACCUGCCCAGGCUGGACAUGUGCAAGGGUGACACAGUGGCCUGGCACCUGCUCGGCCUGGGCACAGAGACUGAUGUGCACGGAGUCAUGUUCCAGGGCAACACUGUGCAGCUUCAGGGCAUGAGGAAGGGUGCAGCCAUGCUCUUUCCUCAUACCUUUGUCAUGGCCAUCAUGCAGCCUGACAACCUUGGGACAUUUGAGAUUUAUUGCCAGGCAGGCAGCCAUCGAGAAGCAGGGAUGAGGGCAAUCUAUAAUGUCUCCCAGUGUCCUGGUCACCAAGCCACCCCUCGCCAACGCUACCAAGCUGCAAGAAUCUACUAUAUCAUGGCAGAAGAAGUAGAGUGGGACUAUUGCCCUGACAGGAGCUGGGAAUUGGAAUGGCACAACCAGUCUGAGAAGGACAGUUAUGGUUACAUUUUCCUGAACAACAAGGAUGGGCUCCUGGGUUCCAGAUACAAGAAAGCUGUAUUCAGGGAAUACACUGAUGGUACAUUCAGGAUCCCUCGGCCAAGGACUGGACCAGAAGAACACUUGGGAAUCUUGGGUCCACUUAUCAAAGGAGAAGUUGGUGAUAUCCUGACUGUGGUAUUCAAGAAUAAUGCCAGCCGCCCCUACUCUGUUCAUGCUCAUGGAGUGCUAGAAUCUACUACCGGCUGGCCACUGGCUGCUGAGCCUGGUGAGGUGCUCACUUAUCAGUGGAACAUCCCAGAGAGAUCUGGCCCUGGGCCCAAUGACUCUGCUUGUGUUUCCUGGAUCUAUUAUUCUGCAGUGGAUCCCAUCAAGGACAUGUAUAGUGGCCUGGUGGGGCCCUUGACUAUCUGCCGAAAGGGCAUCCUGGAGCCCCACGGAGGACGGAGUGACAUGGAUCGGGAAUUUGCGUUGUUGUUUUUGAUUUUUGAUGAAAAUCAGUCUUGGUAUUUGGAGGAAAAUGUGGCAACCCAUGGGUCCCAGGAUCCAGGCAGUAUUAAUCUACAGGAUGAAACUUUCUUGGAGAGUAAUAAAAUGCAUGCAAUCAAUGGGAAACUCUAUGCCAACCUUAGGGGUCUUACCAUGUACCAAGGAGAACGAGUGGCCUGGUACAUGCUGGGCAUGGGCCAAGAUGUGGACCUGCAUACCAUCCACUUUCAUGCAGAGAGCUUCCUCUAUCGGAAUGGUGAGAACUACCGGGCAGAUGUGGUGGAUCUGUUCCCAGGGACUUUUGAGGUGGUAGAGAUGGUGGCCAGCAACCCUGGGACAUGGUUGUUGCACUGCCAUGUGACUGACCAUGUCCAUGCUGGCAUGGAGACCCUCUUCACUGUUUUUUCUCGAACAGAGCACUUAAGCACUAUCACCACCAUCACCAAAGAGGCUGAAAAAGCAGUUACCCCCAGAGACAUUGAAGAAGGCAAUGUGAAGAUGCUGGGCAUGCAGAUCCCCAUAAAGAAUGUUGAGAUACUGGCCUCUGUUUUGGUUGCCAUUGGUGUCACCCUCCUGCUUGUUGCUCUGGCUCUUGGUGGUAUGGUUUGGUACCAACAUCGACAGAGAAAGCUACGACGCAAUAGGAGGUCCAUCCUGGAUGACAGCUUCAAGCUUCUGUCUUUCAAGCAGUAACAUAUGGAGCCUGGAGAUAUCCUCAGGAAGCACAUCUGUAAUGCACUCCCAGCAGGCCAUUGACUAAUCACUAACCCCAGUGUCAAAGGGGCAUGGGUGGUGGGGGGCGGGAAUUAAGCUUAUCUGGAUAUUUCUUUCUUUCUUUAUUUUACAUGGAAAUAAUAGGAUUUUACUUUUUCUUUAGUUUCUUUGCUCUACUUGGGCACCUGGGGCUAAGGGAAUACUUUAGUAUCAGUAUCUUACAUCACAAAUUUCAACAGCUACAUUAUAUUGCCUUCUGACACUUGGAAGGUCUUGAAAUUUCUAGAAAUGUAUCCUUCUCACAAAGUGGAUACUAAGAGAAAAACUCAUUGAUUGGGUUUCUACUUCUUUCAAGGACUCAGGAAAGUUCACUUUGAACUGAGGCCAAGUGAGCUCUUAAGAUAACCCACAUUUAAACUAAAGGCUAAGAAUUUAGGCUUGAUGGGAAAUUGAAGGUAGUCUGAGGACUGGGAAUCCAAAUUGAAUUUUGAUUCUCCUUGGCAGUGAACUACUUUGGAGAAGUGGUGAAUGGGUUGUUGCUGCUGUGAGCACGUACAACCUCUGGAGCCAGAAGCUCCUCAAGAAAGGCAGUCCUCCAGGUUCCUGAACAGUGGCACUGAAAGGAAUGUUGAGUCACCUCUUCAAGUUUUAGACAGCAAACCCUAUCCAUUAAAGUACUUGUUAGAACCCUGAAA
Molecule: messenger RNA, 5613 nt
Organism: Cercocebus atys (sooty mangabey)
Lineage: Eukaryota; Metazoa; Chordata; Mammalia; Primates; Cercopithecidae
Gene: HEPH
Product: hephaestin
Exons: 20
Coding region: 2222-4897 (891 amino acids)
Biological process (GO): iron ion transport
Cellular component (GO): plasma membrane
Molecular function (GO): oxidoreductase activity; copper ion binding
Source: RefSeq, a predicted model, not a curated record